CUAAUUUUACAUACACCGACAAAUAAAGCGCUAAAAUGACACUGAUGAUCUUGCACAAUAAAUUGUAAUAAAACUUUGAUUUUCAAGACAAUUUGAUAGUAACGUGCACGGUUUCUGGACAUACAUAUUUCAUAAUGUCUGAACAGAUGUUGUUUGGCGGGGCAUUCUCUGUUGUUCUUCCAGACAACAGAAAUGAUUUAAGUGCAGUUAGACAGAUUCCUGACAACCAGGAAGUGUUUGCACAUCCACACACAGACCAGAGCAUCAUUAUUGAAUUGAUGGAAGCUGUGGAUGCACAAGAACCGGAUCAAGUUGCUAUCAAAACCCAUUUUGAUGACCUAGCUGCUGCAAAUGGUGCUGCCAGUGAUGCUAGAAUCAUCCACAUGGAACCAGUUGCAAAAGAGAACAUUACUUUAGAAGAAGCUGACAGUUGCUGGUAUAUCAUUGGAGAACAAAACAUUGCAAAGUUCAAUGAAGCAGCCAGGAACACAGUGGAGUUACAUAUGGGAUUGUUCCGAGUAGGGAAAUUCUCUACAGAUAUACUGGUCACAUUCAAUGAUCCUAUCAACAUAGAUGUAGCCAGUAGCAGUCACCAUGCUGUGCCAACAUCCGUGGUCAGAUGGAAUACGGACAACUUGCGCCAAGUUUUGACAUCUCUGAAGCUCCUUGACCCGGGAAUAUUUGGACUCUAAAACAAAUACAUGUACCAAGUAAGUCGGGGUCCACUGGGGGGUCCUAGUAACGGGAAUGUCUGCGCUGUUCAUACCAUGCCAUCCAAGUGGCAUGCAAGCCUUAAGUCUGGGUACAAAUGGUCCAAUUCCCAAGGGGUAUAGUGGGUAGGGUGGAGUUUUGGAGAACUUUAGAUAACUACAAUGUAUUUACCUUAACCUUUUGCCUGCUAGCGGCAAGUGAUUCUGCCUUUGCGACCAGUGCAGACCAAGAUCAGCCUGCACAUUCGUGCAGUCUGAUCAUGGUCUGCACUGUUUGCUAUUCAGUCAGUAAAUUUCAGUGAACACCCAUUAGAAUAAUAAGAGGUACUGCCAAAAUUGAAUGAUGGUCCAGUCCAUUUUAGAAAUUUAGCAGGCUAAGGGUUAAGGAUGAUUUAAUCUUAUUAUGAUUCAACAGCAUGAAGUGUUUUUGAAUUAACCCUUAGCCUGCUAAAUUUCCUGAAUAGACUGGUCAAUCAUUCAAUUUGGGCAAUACCAUUUAUUAUUUGAAGGGGUGUUCACUGAAAAUUUACUGACUGAAUAGCGAACAGUGCAGACCAUGAUCAGACUGCACGGAUGUGCAGGCUGAUCUUGGUCUGCACUGGUCGCAAAGGCUGAAAUAUUUGCCGCCAGCAGGCUAAAGGUUAAAAGAAAAAGAUUUGUCACCUCAAGGCUAAUUAAACCGGAUGCAGGAACUAUGAGACAGAUCAAGAGGGUUACAGGAAAUUUGUUACUUGCUUCAAAUGACAUGUCAGAUACAACCUUUGCUUUAGCCAAACUCAUUUCUUUGCCCUUAACAUUUUUUCUUUUUUUUUAUAGUAUAUUUUGUUUAAGAAAUAAUACAUCUCAUCCAGUGAUUUGUCGUUGAAUAAAUCAUUGUUUGGAGUUCAGAUGCGAAGGACUUAUAUCACGAGGGCGCAGUCCGAGUGAUAUAAUAAUACGCAUCUGAACGACAAACAAUGAUUUAUUCAAGAGCAAAUCACUAAAUGAGAUAUAUUAUUUCGAUUCUAACACGUUACCAAGGAAUUUUUAAGUACAUCCUUGACGACAUUCAUUAAAUAUUUGCCCUUUUUCAAUCGGUUUCCUUUCCAGCGCACCGCUAUGCCGUUUGACGCCAUGACGUAAUGAUUGUGACGUCAGAACAGUGAUUUGUUGUAUAAUAAUUCACUGUUCUCUGCCUUCUUUGUUUAAUAGGAAAAUAAAUCGGAUCGUGUUAGAAUAAACUGCCUGAAACAGAACUUGCUUUGUCAAUUUUUUAAAUUCCUUAUUUGCCCCUUCUAGUUCAUUUCCUAUGUAAUGACAUAUGAAGCAAACACCACAACAAACGUUAUGUUUAAUACUAGGAAUUUAGUAUUUAAAUUUUGCUAUUACUUAAUAAUGUGCAGAUAACUUAAUCUUUGGUUGUGACGACAACCUGUCUUUCAAACGGGAGUUAAACUUCACUUAGAAAAAAAAUGGUGUGAAUAAAUCAGUUUUGAAGUAAUAUUAGUAGAAUAGAGCUAAAUAGAAACAGAAAACUUUGAGAGUUUUUUUUUUUUUUUUAAAGUGUUAAGAGGUUUAUAGCUCGACUAUACGAAGUAUAAGGAGAGCUAUCCUACUCGCCCUGGCGUCGGCGUCGGCGUCUUUCCGCGUCCCCACCUUGGUUAAAGUUUUGGUGCACUUUCUCUUUUUUCAACUUAUCUCUGUAAUUACUUGAUGGAUUUGAUUCAAACUUGAAAUACUUAUUCCUCAUCAUCAUCUACAUCAUCUGACAUAAGGGCCAUAACUCUGGCACCAAUAUUUCAUGAAUUAUCCCCCCUUUUCACUUAGAUUUUCAGGUUAAAGUUUUGAUGCACUUUCACUCUAUCUCUGUUAUUACUGAAUGGAUUUGAUUCAAACUUAAAAUAGCCCGCCCGCUUAGCUCAGUAGGUAGAGCGUUGGUCUACGGAUCGCGGGGUCGUGAGUUCGAUCCUCGGGCGGGGCGUAUGUUCUCCGUGACUAUUUGAUAAACGACAUUGUGUCUGAAAUCAUUAGUCCUCCACCUCUGAUUCAUGUGGGGAAGUUGGCAGUUACUUGCGGAGAACAGGUUAGUACUGGUACAGAAUCCAGGAACACUGGUUAGGUUAACUGCCCGCCGUUACAUGACUGAAAUACUGUUGAAAAACGGCGUUAAACCCAAAACAAACAAACAAACAAACAAAUCAAACUUAAAAUAGUUGUUCAACAUCAUCACCCACAUCAUAUGACACAAGGUGCAUAACUCUGGCACCAUUUUUUCAUGAAUUAUUCCCCCUUUUUACUUAGAAUUUCAGGUUAAGUUUUGAUGCACUUUCACUCUACCUCUGUUAUUACUGAAUGGAUUUGAUUCAAACUUAAAAUAGUUGUUCAGCAUCAUCACCCACAUCAUAUGACACAAGAUGCAUAACUCUGACACAAUUUUUCAUGAAUUAUUCCCCUUUUUACUUAGAAUUUCAGGUUAAAGUUUUAUGCACUUUCACUCUAUCACUGUUAUUACUGAAUGGAUCUGAUUCAAACUUAAACAAUCGUUCAACAUCAUUACCCUUGUCAUAUGACACAAGGUGCAUAACUCUGGGACCAAUUUUUCAUGAAUUAUUUCCCUUUUUACUUAGAAUUUUAGGUUAAAGUUUUGAUGCACUUUCACUCUAUCUCUGUUAUUACUGAAUGGAUUUGAUUCAAACUUAAAAUAGUUGUUCAACAUCAUCACCCACACCAUAUGACGCAAGGUGCAUAACUCUGGCAUCAAUUUUUCAUUAAUUAUUCCCCCUUUUUACUUAGAAUUUUAGGUUAAAGUUUUGAUGCACUUUCACUCUGUCCCUGUUAUUACGGAAUGGAUUUGAUUCAAACUUAAAACAGUUGUUCAACAUCAUUACCCACACUAUAUGACACAAGCUGCAUAACUCUGGCAACAAUAUUUAAUGAAUUAUGCCCCUUUUUGCUUAGGAUAUACUUAUAUAGUGUUUUGAUACAUUUUAUCUUUACCUCUCUUAUUACUUUAAGUUGAUAUUUUUGACAUAGACUCAGGCUACUGUGCAAUAUCUUCAUCCACAAUUGGAGUCAUUAAACACUCCAGUGACAGCUCUAGUUUCCUCAGAUGUGCUCAGUUUCACUAUCCAGCAUCGAAAUAGUCGAGCGCGCUGUCUCCUGUGACAGCUCUUGUUAUUUGUUCUGUUACAAACAAACGUCAAUAUUUUAUAUACUAUUUCACCAAAGUUGUGUAAUAUAUUAAUCAGAAUCCUUAAGAAAUAUGUUACUGACUAUGUUGAAAUCUGAAAGAUGCAAUUGUUAAGAUUCUUUACUUCUUAGAAUAGCUGUUCUUAUUGGAAUUUUUUUUAUUAGCAGUUUGUAAUUUGAUCAAAUCAAAGCCUUUGUUACAAUUAUAUAUUUAUGAAUAUUUUUAGGAGAUGAAUAUAUGGAUAUAUUUUUGUACCUGUUAAAUUUGUUUCACACUAUUUUGAAAUAAAUACAAUUUUCAAAGUUAA
Messenger RNA from Mercenaria mercenaria, 4186 nucleotides. RefSeq names its product ran guanine nucleotide release factor-like. The transcript has 6 exons. Gene Ontology annotation, cellular component: nucleus. Gene Ontology annotation, molecular function: guanyl-nucleotide exchange factor activity; transmembrane transporter binding; small GTPase binding. Bases 135 to 692 code for a protein of 185 amino acids. The record is from RefSeq and is a predicted model, not a curated record. Gene Ontology annotation, biological process: protein import into nucleus; heart contraction; regulation of sodium ion transmembrane transporter activity. Lineage: Eukaryota; Metazoa; Mollusca; Bivalvia; Venerida; Veneridae.